Oncorhynchus keta (chum salmon) is the source of this 4428-nucleotide messenger RNA. RefSeq names its product muscle M-line assembly protein unc-89-like. The record is from RefSeq and is a predicted model, not a curated record. Gene Ontology annotation, biological process: cell-cell adhesion. Gene Ontology annotation, cellular component: membrane. Lineage: Eukaryota; Metazoa; Chordata; Actinopteri; Salmoniformes; Salmonidae. The transcript has 18 exons. The coding region runs from base 409 to 4086 and encodes 1225 amino acids. Gene Ontology annotation, molecular function: integrin binding.
UUUUACUAUCAUUUUUACAUCGCAAACAAUGGAAAUUAUGUAUGAUAAAAGAGAGCUAACGCAUCCUUGCAAAUGGGUUCCAGAAUGAAACAGUCCAAAACGAGGUUCCGGGUCCUGUUCCAUGGAAAUUCCCUAAAGUUACAUUGAUCGGUUUCUUGCGCUUGAUGGUUGAAAUCGUUCAAAGGGGUCUUCCAGUAAAGAGCACGUGACUUCUCACGAUUUUUCGGUCCUGUUCUUGUAAUUCAAUACAGAGCCAAAAUAUAAUGUGAGACAACUGACCGCUGCGCCUGUUGAAGAGUUGGGCUGUAUGCAUGUGGGGACUGGACAUUUGGACAUCAGACACUGACCACAAGGAAUACCUACAUUUUUCUACGUCUUUCUGGGAAUGAAACAUUAGUUUAAUAUAAAAUGUGUGAAAUAAUAUUUAGUCGGAUUUUUCUUGGGUUUCCGUUACUUCUCUGGAUGGCAGGUGGGCCUACACAUGCCGCCUGUCCUAUUGAGCUCAACCCUCUCACAUUGGUGGUGAGAUAUGGAGACUCAGUCUCAGUCAACUGCAGCACAUCAUCCACAGACUAUGAGGGGAUGGGCUGGGAGGCCACAUUAGGAGGUACAGCUUUAGAAGAGGUCAACUAUGUCAUCUGGAAUGUGGAGAAUUUGACAGACUGGACAAUACAACCUGUAUGCUACCUCACACAAAAAGAUGGAGAGCAGUGUUUGAAAAGGUUCCCUGUCAUUCUAUACAAGACUCCAGGCAGCGUCUCCGUCUCUCCUCAGAGCCACUCUGGUCCCAUGGUGGAGGGGACAGAGUACCAGCUGCAGUGUGACAUCCAGAACGUCGCUCCUUUACGGAGCCUGGUUGUGAGGUGGUACAAAGGGAAUGAAACUGUAAAAACUGAAACAUUUCACAACUCCACAAGGAUCCCAGUGGAUGUGUUCUCCACACUUAACAUCACCCCCAGGAGAUUUGAGGAUGAAGUAAAGUACAGAUGUGAGGCAGAGCUGGACCUGGGACCGAAGGGACCACUAGCUUCUGUCCUCUCAUCACAGACUCUUCAUUUUGCUGUUUACUUCCCACCACAGAACAUUCUGGAGCUGAGGGACACAGAAGUUGAUGUUGGUUCCCCUACUGGGCUGAAUUGCUCCUCAGAUGGGAACCCCCGGCCAGAAUACUCCUGGACUUAUCACCGGGCUCCCAACGUGAAAUUGAAGAACAAUGAUGGGGGGUCCCUACUGACCAUCGAGCAGGCCACAGGGGAGAACAUUGGGACUUACACAUGCCACGCCAGUAAUACCCUGGGAAAGGUCUUUAAAAUAGCCAGGGUCUCUGUCAGAGGAGCGGAGCCGGUAUGUCCUAUCAAACUGAUCCCUGAGAGUGUGGUGGUGAAAUAUGGAUCUCCAAUCUCAGUGUCGUGCAGAAACACAACCAGUGUUGAAGAGAUCUACUGGACCACAGGUCCAGAAGUUGUCAAUGACACUACCUGGAGUGUUUUGGAACUCCUAGACUGGGACAUAAGGCCUGGUUGUAAGGCAACCUUUCAGGGGAUUGGAAGAUGCAGUAAGCCUCUGCACAUCACAGUAUACAAGACUCCAGACAGCGUCUCCAUCUCUGUUCUGAGACACUCUGGUCCCAUGGUGGAGGGGACACAGUACCAGCUGCAGUGUGACAUCCAGAACAUCGCUCCUCUACAGAACCUGGUUGUGAAGUGGUACAAAGGGAAUGAACCCUUAGAUAAUGUAACUUACAGUACUGUCAGUAAGACACCAGUGGAUGUGUCAGAUACUCUUAUGAUCAGCCCCCGUAGAGAUGAUGAUGGAGCUCAGUAUAGAUGUAGAGCAGAACUGGACCUGGGACCAGAGGGACCACAGCAUACAGUGACAUCAGAACCUCUCAGGAUUACUGUACACUAUAAGCCAUGCAUCAAUGCAUCUCGACUGCCAGUGAGGAUACCUGUGUUCAGGGGCUAUCCUGAGGAGUUAGUGUGUGAGGCUGAGGGUUACCCACAGCCCAGGAUAAAGUGGGUCUAUGACCCAGCGAAGCAUGUCAGUGAGGCGGGAGGUAACCUGACUGUCUUUGAGGCAGGGCUCUACAACUGCACCGCCACCAACAUUGUUGAGACGAGCUUCAUUGUGGUAGAGGUGGUUUUAAAUGAGGACUACCUGCCCCUCAUAGCGGGCUUCGUGGCCUUCAUGGUCGUGGUCAUCUCGGUCAUUUUCGUCUUCAUCUACUCCAUCUACUACAAGAACACCAAGAUGGGCCGCUACAGCCUGAAGAAGGCCAAGCUCAGCAGCACGCCCAACGGCAACGUGGCGCAGAACGGCGGCCGGGACACUCCGCUCCCGAUGACUAAACUGUCUCAGCCAAACAUCAACUUUGGCUUUCCCGGUGAGGCACGAGACGAGGGCGGACACUCUCUCAUGGCCCGAAGGAGCCGGGUGGAUGGUUGCCAGGUACAAGUCCAGCUGCAAGAGGAACCCCUGGCAGUUCGCAGCCCGGUCCAUUGUCUGGGCAACGUGGUCCAUCGCGGUGCCAAGAUGGUGGAGCAUUGCUGCGUGCUCCUGGACGUGCUCAUCCACCCCUAUACCCAGGAGACACCAGACAGCGUCUCCAUCUCUGUUCUGAGACACUCUGGUCCCAUGGUGGAGGGGACACAGUACCAGCUGCAGUGUGACAUCCAGAACAUCGCUCCUCUACAGAACCUGGUUGUGAAGUGGUACAAAGGGAAUGAACCCUUAGAUAAUGUAACUUACAGUAUUGUCAGUAAGACACCAGUGGAUGUGUCAGAUACUCUGAUGAUCAGCCCCAGUAGAGAUGAUGAUGGAGCUCAGUAUAGAUGUAGAGCAGAACUGGACCUGGGACCAGAGGGGCCACAACCCCAUCCUACAACCCCCCCAACCUUUUCCAGACCUGCAGCUGAGACCCUGGACAUCAGAGUGGGGGAGGAAAUCACCUUAAACUGCACGGCUACUGGAAAAGCCCACUCCUCUCUCCCAGGAACCUACACCUGCACUGCCUCCAGUCAGAUAGGCAAGAUCGGCAAGACUUUCACUGUGAAUCCCAAACCUAUAGGGAGGGCUUUUGUUAGUAAUCACAGUUCACUUUGGAGUUGCCAAGCAGGACCAAGUCGGAAUUCCACUCGCCUUUCAACUCCGACCAUAGUGGACUUCAGCAAAGUCUGCAAAAAGAUGGAAAACUACUUUCUAAAAUGGAUCCUAAACUUUUGCAUGUUCUGCACCGUGUCAGGUGAAGGAUGCUCUCUGGAGCUGAAACCCUCCAGGGUGGUGGUGGGGUUUGGGGAGCCUGUUUCCGUCAGCUGUGAGGCCUCUCGCCCGGUGCGUGUCUUAGGCUGGGAGUCAGCCAUCGGGGCAGCACACACCCAACAGGACCGUGCUGUCCAAUGGAAGGUGGACAGUCUGAUCGACUGGAUCGAGGAGCCUAUCUGCUACGGAGUCUUCUUCACUGCACCCAGACAGUGUGAGGAGAAACUCAACCUCAUUCUUUACAAGACUCCAGACAGUGUCACUAUCAGCUCAGCGAACCACACUGGCCCCAUGUUGGAGGGGAAAGAGUACCAGCUGCUCUGUGAUGUCCAGAACAUUGCCCCUGUUCAAUACCUCACCCUGAGGUGGUACAGAGGGCAGACUGAAGUUUACAACCACUCUUUCUCUGAUCUGACCCCAGCCUCCCCUGUCCAAGUAUCCUCCAUCCUCCUGAUCACCCCAACCAAAGCUGAUAACGGAGCCCAGUACAAGUGCGUGGCUCAGCUGGACUUGGGACCAGAGGGACCACAACCGCCUCCUUCAGUGACAUCAGAGCCUCUCAACGUCUCUGUGCACUACCCCCCAUCCUUCCUCAGUCCUGAGGCUGAGACCCUGGACAUCGGUAUGGGGGAUGAAAUCACAUUAAACUGCACGGCUACAGGAAGCCCCAGUCCUGUGUACAGCUGGCAGUCUUCAGAUCCCAAAGAUAAGAUGGAGGACCUACCUCUUUUUACCUCUUCCUCCUUGCUUCCAGGGACCUACACCUGCAUUUCCUCUAAUAAGAUUGGCAAGAAGAGUAAGCAAUUCAUCAUCAAGACUAAGUCUUAAGGUGUGAGAAUGUCAUCAUUGUCAGCCAGACCAUCGCACAGAAAAAAAGGAAUCGCCUUACAUUCUUAAAGACUUUGGUCAUGUAAUAGUUUAUAGUAGCAUAUUGUGUUAUGAUUGAUUAUUGUUGUUGUUAUUGCAACAUAACGUAUACUUUGAUGUGUUUAAAUAUAUAUGUAGGGUAUACAGUUCACUUUCAGUGUGGAGAACCCUAGAACGAGAGGUAGUGUGAAUAAUUAUAUCCAUUAAUAAGCUAUCCAUUAACUUUAUUUUGGAAAUCUACGUUGUUUAUGUUCUCUUUUUUACAUGCAUAAAAACACUAAUAAAAUGACAAAUGUAUAUUUA